Molecule: messenger RNA, 1423 nt
Organism: Durio zibethinus
Lineage: Eukaryota; Viridiplantae; Streptophyta; Magnoliopsida; Malvales; Malvaceae
Molecular function (GO): protein binding
Source: RefSeq, a predicted model, not a curated record
AAACCCGUUUAUUUGAAGGGUCGGGUGGGUCUAGUCUCGUGGGCAGAUCUAGUAUUUGGGAAAGUUUCAAGCUUUCAGCAAGAGCCUGAGAGGUGAGAAGUCCCCCAAGGUGAGGACUCGGAAAAGGCCGAAAAGAGAAGGUUAAAGCUUGGAUCUUUAGCGUAGACAAGGUUUGAGUUUUUGAUCUGUUUUCCUAGGAAAUUAACAAAAGAGAGUAAAUUCAUCCAUACGCAUCAGAGGUCUGAUUAUGAUAUGAGAAUGGAAGAGAUUGUAGAGGAAACCAGUGGAAAACAUAAAAAGAUGGUGGAAAUUACUCUCAAAACCAUUGGCCCUGCUCGCCCUUCUCGCCUUCAUGUCCCUUCUUCCAUUAAAGUUCUUGAUUUGAGAAAAUUGAUAGCUGGAAAGAAUCGUCUACCAGUAGAGAAUAUGAAGCUUAUCUUGCAAGGGAAGGUGUUGCAUGAACAUGAAGAUGAAGAUGACAUUUACAUUCAACUCAAUGAUGGUGAUUCCCUCAUUGUUGCUGUCAAACCAAAGGCGCCAGUUGGACUCAAUAUUGAUGAUGAUGAAGAGGAAGAUAUGAAAUUUCAGCUGCCACAGUCAACAAGCCGAUGGAAGAAGAAGCUUUACUCUUUUCUACAUAAUAGAUUGAAGCUUCCUGAUAUCCUUUUGAUGGCAAUAUUUUCUCUCGGUAUUAAGGCAUGGGCUCUUAUUAUUUUAUGGUUUAUACUGGCACCUGUUGCCCAUAAAUGGGAUCUUGGACCAUUAUAUAUACUUGGUACCGGCUUUUGUAUAAUUUUCCUGAAUCUUGGACGGCGGCAGCCUGGUGAUGUCAGUGCAUAUUCCAUCUUCAAUGAAGAUUUUAGAGAGCUUCCUGGGACCCUCAAUGCAGAUGCUAUAGAUAGAGAUAUAAGGACAGAUCUGUUUCUUCAAAGGGUACCCAAGGAUGUGAUGCAACCUUGAAAAAGACAUGGUACUUUCAAAAAAGCAAAUUCUGAAUUUUUGGCCUAACUUUGAAAUAUUGGUGGUAUAUGUCAACUAUGGAUUGUAUAGUUUCCAGGAAUAAUUUGCAGUAUUAUACUGCCAUUGUUUGUGAUGGAGGUUAGCAACUUUAUAACCUUAAACGAUUGAUGAGCCUGUGAAUCCACUUGCUACCCCACCGAAAAUACUACGUGAAUGAUAUUCAUAAGAAUAAGAUACUCAGCAAAUGGUUCAGAAAUAUGCAUAAAAAGAUGGUGCUUUUCCUGGAAAAUUACAAAGGCCUUCUACACCUUUUGUCCUGGAAGUAACUAUUUUUAUUCCUCUGUUGCUAUGUGGCGAACAAGAUAACUUAAAAUAAAGUAAUCCAUCUAAAAUUCAUUGAAAACCUCCUGGGGCUGCUUGGAAAGUUGAUAUUUGUGUAAGGGAUGAUGCAAAGUUGAUAAUG